This is a messenger RNA of Acanthopagrus latus (yellowfin seabream), 8020 nucleotides long. RefSeq lists its product as uncharacterized. Gene Ontology annotation, biological process: positive regulation of translation; positive regulation of cell size. Lineage: Eukaryota; Metazoa; Chordata; Actinopteri; Spariformes; Sparidae. The transcript is spliced from 3 exons. Bases 460 to 2007 code for a protein of 515 amino acids. The record is from RefSeq and is a predicted model, not a curated record.
ACUAGAAGCCUGCAGCAGCAAAUGAGACAGAACAACGAGGCGGGAGAGGUAGAAAGAGAGACAGAGAGGGAGGGAGGCGGAGAGGGGCCCCGUGUAGGAGAGAGGGCUACAGGGUGAGGAAGGAGAAGGAGUAGAGAAAAAGUUAGAGGAAAGUAGAGGAAACAAGAAGGUCCAGGAAAGGAGAAAAAGAACAGGCGCAGAGAUUAACAACUACAGGAGAGGAGAAGAAGAAGAAGAAGAAGAAGGGAAACAACAGACAGGAAGGAAGGGGAGGGAGGGAGAAGUCUUGGGUAGAGAGAGGCGAAAAAAGAAAGAGCUGAAGAAAAGUUUUUCUUGUGGGAAGACGCAGAUGAGGAAAACAGAGCGAGUGAAUGACUGGGCUGGAGAGAGCAGGGACGGGAGGAAACCAGUUGUUUUCUAAGGCGUUUUCUACUCAAGCCUCUCUGGACUUCUUUGGACAUGUACACAGAAGGCGCACAAACAACGGGACACCACCGAUUUUCUCAGCACACCAACACCUCCAUCUCCCCCUCCACCCCCUGCUCCUGCCAGCACUGCGUCCACUAUGAGAAGCAAGCGUACGGCCGCCACAGUGGGUCGGCAUACAAACCAGCAUCAGCCAGACAGACGGACCACCCAUCUCUGGACUGCAGGGGAGACAUCCAGGCUCCUCGGGUUAAAGACGUAGGAGGGCGAGUGUUCGUAGUGGACAGAGUAGAGAGAAGCGGUCAUCGCAGCCCACAGAGGAGGCCUGUGUUCGCAGGGCCGGGCCCUUACAGCCAGUCAGAUGACUUGAGCCAAGUUUGCCCCUGGGAGUUGAACCCUGCCCAGUGGAGCUACCCGCCGGAGCCUGGGGUGAGACACUACCCGUCUGUCAGAGAACAGUGUGGCUGUGUGGUGCCCCUCAGCACGGGAAUGCCACAUCCUCUCCCUCAUCUUCAGGUCAAAGGUCAAGGGUACAGGCACAGAAGGACAGUCAGGUAUGUCUGCGUGGACGAGGAGGAGGAAAGCUGCACCUCGGAGAACUAUCAUUUGGAGUCACAUGAGCCCCAUCUUGGCCGUUUACACAUGUCAAACGGCCACAGUGGACAGAGGCCUGUGUUCUUUGAGGGAGGGGAGGAAAGAGAUAGCCAUCAGGACCGAGGCAGACUGAAGGGCGGAUCAGAGGAGCGCUGUAAUGGACGCGGUGGCUCUCACAAAGCUUUCUUCCCCACUGAGGUCCCGCAGAAAAACUUGAAACAAGGCAGACAGAAGGGGCCCUGCCUCCCUCCCUCUGGCAUCACCAGUCCAGAGCCGUCGAAGCCAACAACCAACGACGAGCUCCGGCGGCAGGAGUCGGAGGUGGCGAAGCAGAGGACGAGGCAUGAUCUGGUUAGGGAUCAAAUCAGACAAGUGGUGACAGAUCUGGAGGAUGUGUUGGGGGGUUUAAAGCAAGUUCACGUGGAGAUGAAAGAGGUGGUCCAGCAGAUCGAUCGACUCACAGCCUGCAUCGACCUCAGUGAGGAGGCGGCCUGCAUCACUCAGGGGUCGUCCACUACCUUUCACGGCUCAGUUCAUCCUGGUGACCUCAGGUUGGCCCCGCUGCCCAAUCACAAGCCUGCUCCAGCUCCUGUCCAGGCGUUGCGGCACGUUGAUGAAGACCGGAUCAUAUUAAGAACUAACUCUCCCUCGCCCGUUCACAUGGCAUCAGUCGUGAAAACAAGCCGCUUCACCCCGCCCAACCACAGUAAGGACAUCAACCAUGUCAAGGCAAGUGUGAACGGACACCCGCCUCACCUGUAUCCUCCCAGAGACUCCAAUCACAUUGGCCAAACUCAUCCUGAGUCACACCCACAGAGCCUGGACCCUAAAGUCAUUAUUGGUAACAGCACCUCCAAUUCGAGAACUCAAAAGCCUCCUCUGUACCCUCAAAACGGGCGGUGUGGGAAGGGCUCGUACCCGCCCUCCAAGCCUCUGAGGACGCCUGCCUACCCCGGGAGAGGCCGCCAGAACGCCAGCAUGGUGUGAAGGAGGAGGGGGGUGGUCUGCCCCAGUGCCAUGGGGGCCUGAAACAUGAGACCCUGCUGCAGCGAGUGGAGGUCAAAGUGGGACCAUGCAGGCAGGGGAACAACUCAUGCAGGAGCUGAUGCCACUGAGACAAGCUGUCAGCCGGUGGAAACAGAGCACGGCCUGAAGAUGGGGGUAUUUCCAAAGGGAAAACUUCCCCAAGAGUCGACCCACGACUGUAUGUCAUGCAAGCACAGGAGCAUGGAGGAGUGAGAACCUCUGAGAAUUUCUGCUUUUGCUGUUACUGGUGAUGUAGUGGCAAACAAUGAGAGGAAUAAACUGUGAACUGCUGCUCAACGACCACACAGAGAAACAUAUCUCUUCAUGACAAUGUUAAUUUAUUUUUACUAUUUUUUUUUUUAUAUUGCAAAAGAAAUCUAUUUUCAGGCAGCUUACACCAGUUUGGAUACUACCUAACCCAACGUAUGCUACGUUAAGAUUCAUAUCAUCUGAACUAUUGUAGAGUUAUUUUUACACUUGGACUGUAAUCGGCAAGGAGACGGGAAAGUUGGAAAGGCAGAGCUGAGAUUAAAUUGCAAUACAAUAAAUUCUGCUGGACUUUUCUCACACAAAUCACUCUGACGUCUCAAUUAUCUCUAGAGGUGAUGCAUUGGCCGCUAAAUGUCCCACAUUGGAAUAUUAAAUAAAAAGAAAUGAUGCCAGCGUUUCAUUGCCCCUGACUCUGGGAAAUUAUUUAAGCAGAAGCGUCCCAAGUGGCUGUGGAAGUUACUUCCUUGGCUGAUCUGGAGAUGGCAGUGUGCGAUCCUUGUGGCCUUAUUCUGUCAGGACGCCCGCUGCUUCGUCCAGGGCCAGCGUCUGUGUCCGUGUUUGUUUAAAUCUUGUCUGAGACUUUCACCACUCUGCUCUCACAAGCUCCUGCUGCUGUCAGGCCAGCAACACAGCUUCCCUCCGACCACCGGCGUAAUCCAUCCACCUCACAAAACACCCCUCGCUCUCUGCGUCACUGUCAGCAUCGCCGAUGGAGAGCUGUGGUGACAGAUGGAAUAUGACACGUGCAAAGUGUCAAGUGUCCCGGCCACUUUGUCACCCGCUGUCUCUGCCUGCAGCCCAUAACAGUUAGAUUAAUUGCGCAGUAACGGAGUGUGAGGGGCGACGCCGUGAGGAGGCGAUAAGCUGCCGAAGGUUAGAUAGAUGCGCAAGGUCAAGUGCCGGAGGCCAUCAUGACUUGUCGAGAGUAACAUCGAAAGUGAGUUGGGUUUUUUGGUGCGCUGAGUGUCCUAUUGUAGCAUCCUUAGCAUCCUAAGGUUACUUUAAUGAUCAAUUAUUUGAUGACUGUAUUGAGAAAUCAUUUGGAGAGAAACAUUAGGAAACAGAGAGCCGAAGUCACGCCCCAUGGGACCUUAUUUUCGGGAAAAACGUUGCCUGGUAGUCAAUGGAAAAAGACAAAUCCUUUUCCUGAUCCUGCUUAAAUUGUGCCAUGAAGUUUACAUGUGGCUUGAAUAAAAACUAAACUAACGCGGGGAAGCAUCGCAGGUGGAGUAACACAGACGAGGGGAACGAGUGUAGAAACCCAAGAGAGUAGGGAGGGAGUUGUAAGGCUGGGAAGCACACUGGGAGCAGGGCUGGGCUAAUGAAGACGACGCAGAGCAGGUUCGGAAGGAAAAACACACUGGGGAGGAACGCGAGAACACAAGAGGGACACACGGCAAACGACAACACAAAACCCAGAAAACAUGAAAGACAAUUGAAAGAGGACAGAAAUGACAGGACCGUGAAAAUAAAAACAGAGAAAUGUAGAACAUCCUCACAUUUGGAGCAGCUUGAUCCAGAGAAUGUUCGUCAUGCUCGAUUAAUGCAUUAGGUGAUCGUUUUUUGGGGUUUUGUUUUUUCAUCCACUGCCAAACAAAACAGUCGUUUAAUGAAUCAACAGUGCUUCACUGUGUCUCUAAAUUUCUGUGUUUAGCAAAGACUAAGUAGUUUUGAGCCCAGUCAUGAACUGUGUCAGGAUAUUUUUCAUAUUGCAGAUACAUCACCCUGCUUUCUAUUCAUAGGAGAGUUCUGUUUUGGCAGUGAGAUUUAAAAAAAAACAACAAAAACUUUCUUUCAACCCUUUUAUUUGACUAAACUUUUAAAACAAGUAACACUCGAUAAGACGCCAUAUGAAUACCAAGUCAAAGUCACAAAACAACCAUCAAUCCUCAAUGGAUCACUUAAAGGUCUGCAGGCCUGGGUCUCAGAUAACGUCUGCUCCGCCCAAACCCUGGUGGGCUUUGAGAAAGGCCACGUCUUGGCCUGCUGUCCAAGUGCAUGAAUCAGACUGAAGGCACACCGGCUGAGCUGUUGGCCGUGCCGCCUUUGUAAAUACUGGAGUGACUCUGGAAUGUCAGACAGAGAUUUAACCAAGAACAACACUGACUCUGAACGCUGCCACCUCCCGUUUGUCUCAACAACCCAAAAAUAAUACAUGACUAGGAUGCUGUUAAUACCGCAGGUGCGUCCAGUGGAGUUUUGUUUUCUCGCCUGCUUCGGUUCAGGAUGGACAACUGCCGUCUCAAAGGCUACGGCCUGAUCCUGAACCACGGCUAGAGAACCAACCAGCCUCCAAAAACAAAGAGCCAUGCUGGGAGAGACAGUAUCAGCUUUAGGGUGAUGACACGUAGUCCCAAGUAAUCUCUACAAACAGAUAUCUGCAUAUGAAUGCAGAAUCUGUAGGUAAGGGACUUUAGUAUUGGAAGCAUUCUGGUUUUGGUUUGUAGUCAAAGUCGUGGCUGACCAUGUUUGAGCAGGCUCUCAUUGCAUGCAGGUUAACAGUCCUCGCGGAGCGCAGAAGAGGCUGAUCACCUCAGCUGACAUGCGAGCUUAGAUUAAUUCGAGUUUUAAAAAAUAGAUGUGCAUUAGUGUGCUGAUGCAUUGUAGAUUUACCCUAAACUUCUACUCCAUUCUCGCGUCUCAAGUUGCUAAUCGAACCAUAAGUUAUGAACCAUCAGCCUUGUUCUGUGUCCUGUCUUCUAUCUGGCAUCUGUCAGUUGAAACAAGAACUCACUUUGGUACAGGAGUUGGCAAACUGACAUCAUGUGACACUGAAACUGAGACAGCCAUGUUGGUCCAUGAAUGUUGGUAUUAACACACCAAAGUCAGAAAAACGAACGUGACCGUCCUGGGAGCAUGUGAAUGCAGCAUGAGUUCAGUCCCCAGUCUGGUGUCCAGCUGUGUUCACUGGGAGUCGGCCGAGGCUGAGCCCUGCUGACUGCAGUGACUCUCUGUCAUCCGAGGUCACAGGACAGGAAUUAGAGUUAGCUCCACAGCUAACUGAGCUAACAAAGCUAAGCAGCAGUAACUGCGCCCCCUAUAGUUUUGGAGCCGCCUUUAAACUACUAGAGGUCAGCAAAAACAAGGUGCUUGUGGGGAUUUAAACUACUCUUCAUCCCUUCAGCUCAUUGAAUUCUUAUAAUAAAAAGAAAAACUUAAAAAUGUGUUUAUACAUCAAAUGUUAAUGUAAAUAAAAAUAAUGUAAGCUGGUUUGUAGCCAUUACAUUUUAGAAGUUAGAAAAUAUACCAUGUCUAAAUUGGCCUUAUGUAGAUUUUCUUUAUGUUUUGAGAUAAAACAUGCAUUUUUUAUAGACCUAUUGUACAGAUUUAAAGUUAUAAUUACAAAAGAAUUUACAGCCAAAAGGCCAGGAGUAACGUCAGCAGAAAACAAUUAAAUAAGAGGAAGACAAAAAUAAAAAAACUGACAGUAUAAAAAUAAAUACCACCAAGACUGAAUAUUAAGAGUCAGAAGAUGAAGUGAUAAAAUCAAAUCCCCCAAAAAUAUCCCCACAGUUGUUUGCAUGCUGGGGAAUGUGUGCUAAUUUCAUCUACCUAAAAAAACAGUCACUGUUGUGUGUGCUGAAGAUAACACUGUGUGUACUAUUAUUUAGUUUUUCAAUCAUACAUUAUUUCAGUCCAGAAAACAAAAGUCCAAUCCACUGGUUACGAGUUAGGGAUUAUCGGUUUUCUUUACCAAACACUGAUUUGUUUAAAAGACAGUCAAACGAGGAAUUUGUGUUGUUGUUCGUUGCCAAAAACAUGUGAGCUUGUCCCUUUUGCAAUGUCCUUUGGGAAUUUCAAAGUGAACAAAACAGACUGAUGGAAGAGGAAAACUGAAUGUUUGAAGAAAGAGAUUAGGAGCUCAUGGGAAAAACAGUACAGUACAAUCAAAGAAUAGCAAGUCCUCUGAGCAACCCCCCCCUAAAAAAAAUAUAACCCAAGCCACAAUACCACCCAGCUCGAGAGAGAAACAGAACUCCUCAUCAGUCCCACUCGAAGGCGACUCCUCUGUGUUUUGUCUCGGCGCACCAUGUAGUUUUCACUCUGUAAAUUUACGACGCCGUCUCCGCCGCUUGUGUAAGUGACCCCGGGUGAGGAAGUGGCCCACUUUGUCUGUCCUACACGCUGGUCUACGGCUGACCUCAGCGCUGCUCUUAAUCUCAGUGGGAUGACAGAAGUGCUGAGGAAUUUCUCUGCUCUGUGCCUAAACCAACCUGUCAAGACGUUCUCUGUGGGCCGAGCACGUUCCUCUGCUACGUCCCCGCCGGCUCUCACGUGGCCCCGCUUUGUUGAAAUAUGACCUCUGAAUACCAAACCCUGGCCUCGGUAACCUCUCCAAACACUGCCCACCUACGUGCAGAUGCAUCCGGAAAAUGUCUCUCCUUGCCACAGUAUGUUCAGUCUAAGCUGCAGGCAGAUGGCGAAAAACCCAUCCCAUUCCCUCCACACCUUACCUACCUGCACGCUGGAUGGUGUUUGUUGAGGCCAAAUGAGAGGUGCCAGCCGGUUCUCCUCUGUGCUUGUGUAAGGCUAACGAGAGCCUGCGUCCAGAUGUGGGUGUGAAGCUCCACAGCUGAGCAAACAGUGGCUGUCUUUCUCUACAGCGUGGCAUGUUUAAAAUGACAUGCUGGUCCAAAGAGGAGGAGACCGGCUGAGCUCUGAAGAGAGCAAGUCAGCCGAGCACUCGUCACCUGAUCGGACAGCUUAAAGUUCAACAUCCCUUGAGUUUUUACUGGCUCCGGGGAUGUAAUCCUGGUUUGACUCAUAAGUGAGUCUGAAAAGAAUGUCAAGAAAGAGCAAAGCAAGUAUAAAUCAAGAAAAAAAAGCCAAAUGGUGUAAUAAAAGUGUGAGCCCACCAUGAUGUCACCCAUUGGUUUGUGGACUGCCAUUUUAAACCCUUGAGUCUCUCUCAGUAUGCGUCCUUGUCUGUCUUGUGUCCUUGUGAAACGUCAUCUCUUGUGGCCCAAGCGCUGUCCCAGUACACAAGUUUGUAUCUUGCCAAGAACGGUUACAAUUCUGGGAAGUGUUCUUGAGAGGUCCAUUUCACUGAGGAUGCAUCGAUUGGUAACUUGUGUGAACUUGCCAGCGCAAAUAUUCCAGCAUUAAUUUUGUCAUUCAAGCGAGAGGUGGAAAGCUGCCUAGCAGGAGGCCAACAGCAAGACGUUUUGGUGGAUGAAUCGGAAACUAACCGCUGCAUUUUCAGUUUUAAUCAAUUCUAGCUAUAAUGGAAUCAUUCACAAACUGUUGCUGUUGUUGACUUUGGCAUCACGGCAGUCGGCAUCUUGUUUUUUUUGGAGCCAGUAGAGACCACAUUUUGACAAGAGGGUUGAGCUGGGGAGGAUAUCUUGAUUAGAUCUGACUGAGAAUCUGAGGACAAUCAAUCUAUUGAAUCUAUUAGACCCCACAUUUGACCAUAAUUUAUAAGACGAACAUCAUGCUGCACUGAAGACGACUUUGGAGGAAAAUGUUGACUGGUAUAUACCGAUUUAAAAGAGAAUUUUAGUUUAGAACAUUUAAAAGAUGAACUGACAUUAUUAACAGAAUGUGAAGAAACAACUGUGUUGAUGUCAAAGUGUGCUGCGCACUGUGCUGUAGAGAUGCUUUCUGAAGUUAGCAUGCUAACCAGCUAGCCUCCAGCCUGUCCUGUCUGUAACACCACUUGCCAGCUGUUUGUGUGAUAAAUCACAAAAUAAACUCACAAAAU